Molecule: messenger RNA, 755 nt
Organism: Sipha flava (yellow sugarcane aphid)
Lineage: Eukaryota; Metazoa; Arthropoda; Insecta; Hemiptera; Aphididae
Exons: 3
Coding region: 163-702 (179 amino acids)
Source: RefSeq, a predicted model, not a curated record
AACGUUAUUUUGUUGUGUACAGUUAUUUCACAGAUCGUUUUUAACGUUCCGAGUUUCCGGUUAAGUCAAUGGUGAGUCUCGUGCAUAAACGUGCAUCAGCUCAACGUGACGUGUUUUCGUCGCCGUCUGUCGUGAGUGUACCGUUGGAAGUGCGUCUGUGCGAUGGGAAAAGUGCGACGGUACAAGAAAAAAUUGGCCAAAGCGAACGCCGACCAGAACGACGGUGGUGAACAGGUAACGAAACAGUCGCAGCAGACCGAUUAUUUGGAACUGGCCGAAGAGCUGUUGAGCUUGAAGAAAAACGAUGACAAGAUGAGCGUGUGUUCCGUGAUGAAAAGUGUCAAGUCCAGUGGCGGUGGCGAAUCGUUGAAGUUGAAAAAAGACGCGAAACGUUUCUUGAAACACGCGUUUCUGUUAAAAAGGCUUGAGAAGACCCAGAAGGGUUUGAAAAAGAAGAAGAAAAAGUCCGAUAAAGAUGACGACAUUGACGGUAGUGAUAACGACAACGAAGUGGACAUGAGCAAUCAGAAGGUAUUGAAUUGGCCUGUUGGAAAUACAAACGAAACAAGCAAUGUGCCUCCCAAGAAACACCGAAGAGGAUUCCAGAAAAAACAAAAUGCCUUACUGGCUAAAGACUUAGCAUCAUUUUCAAAAAUAAUUAAAAUACAAUCAAAGAAACUUGCUCAAAACACUGUACUUUAAGGCAUUUUUUUUAUUUUAUAUUUCAAUUGAAGUAUAUUUGUUGAUCUAUUGAA